AAGCACUCGUUGUAAACACACACACACACACACACACACAGACACACAGACACACACUUGGAGGUGAAAGCGGUUUGUUCCUAUGUGACACAGAAACAUGUCCAAGAACACGAGAAUAGCUUUGAUCUUCGGAGGGUUCGUGACCGCGGUGGCCGCCGCGUUUUACCCCAUAUUCUUCUACCCGCUCAAACACAAGGAGGAAUACAGAGACGUUCAGAAGACAAACCGGACAGGAAUCAACCAGGAAGAUAUUCAACCUGUGGGUGUGAAGAUGUGGUCGGAUCCCUUCAAACCUGGAGACAAAUGAAGAGCAGCGACAGCCGACCUUCAGUACUUCCACACACUGAUGCUGAUGACGAACGCCUUUUGUGAUGAGUGCUUGGUGUGCGCGUGAGUGAAUGAAUGAUUUGCAGAAUGUGUUUGGUUUGUUUAAUGAGUGAUUCUUUAUCUUAUAAAUAAAAUGUAAAGUUCUAAAAGCGUAAAUACGAUUCCUUAAAGAUUUAUUUAUGUAAUUUUUUGCUGUACUGGGUAAUGUAUUGUUUUAAGAGACAGAUAGACUCAAAUGUUCUACCCCCAGAAUUGAAUUUGGCCACAAGGGGGCGCCCCAUGCCUGCAUGUGAACACAGAAAGCGUUGACGUGUGUAUUGUUUGUGCAUCUUAGAUAUUUUGGAAAAACUCUUGUAUUUCCAAAAGCCUUGCUCUGGUAUGCAGCCUGUAGGAAAUUAUAAUAAAAUACAGUGGUUUGUUUACCCAGCCCAUUCA
Molecule: messenger RNA, 762 nt
Organism: Hippoglossus stenolepis (Pacific halibut)
Lineage: Eukaryota; Metazoa; Chordata; Actinopteri; Pleuronectiformes; Pleuronectidae
Gene: smim20
Product: small integral membrane protein 20
Exons: 3
Coding region: 98-307 (69 amino acids)
Biological process (GO): mitochondrial respiratory chain complex IV assembly
Cellular component (GO): mitochondrial inner membrane
Source: RefSeq, a predicted model, not a curated record